UAAUUUUCGAAUAGUAGUAAAAGCGACGCGCGGGCGUAGAAGGUAUACACGGGUAUUGGUUUGUUGGGGGGAUCUUUAGUGCACGAUCAAAGGGGUUUCGUUUUUUGUCAUUGUAAAUAAAUUGAAAAUCAUUUUUCUUUCUGUCUACAAAAUUUAAAUCCGCGGCUGAAAGUGAUACAACCGAAACAGUUAGCAAUCUCUUCUUCGAAAUAUAAAUAAUUUUACAAUCAAAGCUCGAUGCGUUAUCUUAAUUACCGAACAGGAGAAAUCCAUUUAUUUUCUGGGCAGAUUUUUAAAGUUCGUGAUUCAUGAAUGCGCAUAUACUAUCUGAAUUGCCAAUCAAUGUGAAAAAAAACAGUCAAUUGUUUGAUUGAAAGUGUUGUUCGCAAGAGUGAUUCAAAUAUAGGUACACACAUCAUAUGAGACACAGCUUACGUAAAAUAGCAAGAGCGAUAAUAUUGCCAGCUAAAUAGCUCAUUGUAUCUUCAAGAUUACAGUAUUUUCUCAGGGCUUAUAUAUAUGAAUUCCCAUCACGGUGUUCGUUGACCAAUUAAUGAGUGAUAAUGUGAAUGAAUCACGAUUUCGAAAUACUAAUAAAAAAAACUCCCGCAAUAUGACUGUAUUUAUAGUAAAAGAUUAUGAUUCUACUUGCUAGCUCGCAGCCAUAAAAUUAUUUGUUCCGCCGCUAAAUAGUGCAAAUUUCGAGGCAAAUUUGAUAAAAGCAAAUAAAAAAAAGGAAAACUUUCCAAACAAAAAUCCAAAAUCAUGACUGAACUGUCGUAUUGGAAGUUAUUGACUCGACGGAAAACCAUUUCCGAUACCAGCCAACACCCUCUACCAAAAGCAAGCAAACGAAUCCAACUGCCGAACAUUGGCAUAAGCACUAGUUUUGGUAUCGGUAUUUUUGCGAUCAUUGGAUUUGUUGCGAGGAACGUGGCGGGACCAUCAGUUAUAGUUUGUAUAGGAGCGGCUGCACUGAUAUCGUUUUUAAGUGGAAUCUUUUACGCCGAACUAUCGUCUAGAAUAACAAGAAAUGCGACAACGUACACAUACAUUUACGUUUGCAUCGGUGAAUUGCAAGCUUUUAUCGUCGGCUGGACCCUGAUUCUCGAAUACAUCAUCGGAAUGGCUAUUGCUUCCGAUUCGAUUGGCUUGCAUGUGGAUACUCUCCUGAACGAUAUCAUUAAGAAUUCGUUCAAAGAAUUCGCACCGAUCCAUUGGAGUGCAUUGGCAACGUAUUUUGAUUUUGUCGCAUUUGCAAUACCGAUCUUUUUCGCAAUUAUCGUCAACAUUGGAUUAAAACGAUCGGAUUUUUUGAAUAAAAUAUUCUUUGUAAUCAGUGUGGCUGUGACGUCGUUUAUCGUUAUCGCCGGUGCAUUUAGAGCUGAACCAGGCAAUUGGUAUACAAUACCGCCGCUACUCGAACCGGUCGGAUUCGCUCCGUUCGGAUAUUUUGGAAUUGUCAAGGGAAUAGCGGUGUGUGUGUUCAUAUUUGUUGGAUUCGAUGUGGCUGGAACGGGUACCAAAUGGAAAUCACUCCACGGUCUGCUUGCGUUCAUAUUUGGUACUGCGGCAUUGAUUGGUAUCGGGACUGUUGUGACGUUGGCUCAACCGUUUUAUUUGUUAAAUGAGCAUGCACAACUACCUCAAAUAUUCAACAUACCAUCAUGGUACACUGCAUACUACAUUAUUGCCAUCGGCGGAAUUAUUGUUCUAUUUGCGAGCAUGUGCGGGCUGAUGUUUUCCAUGCAAAUUACCGUGAUGGCUAUGGCCAAGGAUUCCCUACUACCGAAAUCGUUUGACGGCGAUAAACCAGUAAUUGAGAUAUUGGGCGCUUGUUUAAUAGCCGGUCUGUUAGCUGGCCUAUUCCGAAUGGCACAUUUGAUUGACAUGUUGUCCAUUGGCAUUAUGUUCGGUUUUAUGGCAAUGGCCUUUGCUGUGGUGAUGUUUAGAUAUUCCAACGAAUACGAAUACGGUUCCGUUUCGACAAUUGAUGUUGCUGACUCAAACAAUUUACCAGACAAAGAGGAAAAGCCGGUGACUGUUGUACAAAUUGCGAAGCAACUAUUCAACGGUAAAAACCAGAAAAAACCGACCAAUGCAUCGUACGCUGUUGUGAAAAUUUUGCUUGUUGGCUUAGGAUUGGUGAGCUUAGGACUUGCAUGGCUGGCAAAUUUUGCUUAUCUGAACAUUUACGGUUCGGAAGUGUGGGCUAUUACGGUGACUGUCGUACUGGUGGCACUUUUAAUUAUCAUAAUUUUUCUAAUUUCAUUGCAACCGAUGAGAAAACUAAAUGCAAUUUUUAUGGUGCCUUUUGUUCCGCUAUCACCAGCAAUUAGUAUCGUUGUGAACAUUUAUUUGAUGAUGAGUUUACAUUACUAUGCCUGGAUACGAUUCGGUAUUUGGAUUAUUUUCGGUCUUAUCAUCUAUUUCAUUUGCAUAGUAAAGUACAAUCGUCGAACGAACAUCAUCGACAUAAAAUCCGACACAUUUACAAAGAAUGGCUACAAGAAUCACGGAUUCAUUGGCGAUAUCGAACGGCGUCCGAGUCUUAGCUUCAACUCACAGUCACAAAUGACAUACAAAUCGGAUGACCUGACGGAAACAGAGAACGAAAAUGUCUACCAAUCGAAAAUCAAUGCCUUCGAAUUGGAACGGGAGAUUCCGAUCAGUCCGAAAUCCGUUAAAAACGCCAAAGCACCCAUCCCAGUGUCGUUCAAAGCGAAUAAUCAAUCACAAACGGAAGCAUCAACGUCCUCGGUGACAAAGUCGCGGACACCAUCGCCCAGUGGCAAAACGUUGGAUGAGAUUGUGUUGAUGUCGGAUGUGAUUGACACAUUGACUGAAAUGAAAGAACCGAAUGGUAAAACGUACUUUGUGGAUGAGAUUCGACCAUCUGUUGUGGAUACUCUGGAGGAAAGCGAUCAAAAAACGGCAAUUGAAUACCUGGAUGAUGUGCUCAAAAAAGAAGAGGUGAGCGACGACAACAUCAAUCCAAAUGUGGAAGAAAAUGGAAUUUCCACUUCGGUUAUUGCGCUGGUGCAUCUUAAUCGAGCAGUCGACGAACCAUCUCCUAUUGUGAUCCCGGGAAAGGAAUUCAGUUAUGGAGAGCAAACCAUUACCGACACAAUUUUAGAAAAGACGAAAGUGUUGGCAGGAGCUGACUCGGAGGAAAAGGAACUGGUUUCAGAACCACUAACCGUAAAUACCGAAGGAGAUGCAGACCAUAAAGAGCCAACAACAACCUCAGAUACAAUUACGAAAGACGCAGGCACCGAUACUGACUUGAAAGAAACUGAAUUAGUUGUCGUACCACUGUCAUUGAUCACAGAAAAAGAUUUGCAAGAAUUGGGGGAGUCAGCAACCAGUAUGGUUGUAGACGGGGCAAAAUUGUUUGAAGAAGUGAAAACUGAAUUAAAAGUGCUUGAGCCGGAAGCAGAAAGUCUGGACGAUUCAGAAUCAUCACCGAAUGGUGCAGCUCCAGUUGUUGUUUCGAAGCCAAUUGAAGAGGCAAUGUCGGACAGCAAAGUAACAAAUUCUCAAAUUAUCACUCCAGAAGUAGAUGGACAUCAUUUUACGGAAAUAAAAGGAAAAUCGACGACUGACCAUGCAAAUGGCACGAACAAUUCGGAUUCCGAACAGCCGAUGACAUUCAAAGAACGUCUUGCAAUGCUUUUAGGUCAACAGCCCGUAGCAGAAGUACGUCGGGUAUCACCGAGACAAAACGAAAGCCUCCCACAAAUCACAUCAGACUCUAAACUUAAGCAUUCAAAGAGCGAGACGGACAUUUUCAAUUCAAUGCAAGGGGUUUUCAAGGACAUUCGAUCCAAAUACGAACCCAUUGAGUCAGAUGCCACAAAUAAACCACUACCGAUGACUGUUACUGACGAUAUUCCGAUUGACGAUUGUAAUUCAAGCGUUCCGGUACCGCCAAAGUUCGACCCAUUCAUAUACAAGACGAUUGGCUCACGACAUAAUGCUCGGAUGGCGCUGAAAAUUGGCGAUGAAAGUGACAGUCCAAACAGUCAUAAAACGCCAAUGACAGCGCCCAUUAUCAUGGAUAAUGAGCACAAUGACGUUGUGCUUCGCAAAAAGAGUGUAGACAACGACGACCAGGAGCGAAUGAUUUCGAUUAAGGACAGAUUGGAAAAUAUAUUCAAACGAGGACCGCCCGAUCGUUACAGCAGACCAAAAUCAAUUGCCCUAUCGGACGAUGUACCGGUUAAGGUUACGCCCACUAAAGUCGAUAACGACAAAAUUGAAGAAUCCGAAACCGAAACCGAGGAGGUAGUUCAUUUCAAAGAAGCAAAACGACCAUUCGAUACGGUACAUAAGCAGAAAGUUUUAUUCAACGAUGUGCUGAAAUCGAUUGGUGCUGAGACGAGACCGAGUGUUAUAAGAGCUAAUUCAAUGACGAAACAGCGUCGAAAACCUGAGACAAUUGAAGAUGCUAGGAAUGCUCUGAAACGAGUUAGUGCCAAUUCGAAGAAACAUUUCAAUUGAAUUGUUCCAUUAGUUUGAAUAAAAUGUAUUUAUUCCGCUUAA
Messenger RNA from Bradysia coprophila, 4545 nucleotides. RefSeq lists its product as uncharacterized. The record is from RefSeq and is a predicted model, not a curated record. NCBI's taxonomy places the organism in Eukaryota, Metazoa, Arthropoda, Insecta, Diptera, Sciaridae. Gene Ontology annotation, biological process: L-ornithine transmembrane transport; L-arginine import across plasma membrane. Gene Ontology annotation, cellular component: plasma membrane. Gene Ontology annotation, molecular function: L-arginine transmembrane transporter activity; L-lysine transmembrane transporter activity; L-ornithine transmembrane transporter activity.